Molecule: messenger RNA, 582 nt
Organism: Morchella sextelata
Lineage: Eukaryota; Fungi; Ascomycota; Pezizomycetes; Pezizales; Morchellaceae
Exons: 1
Coding region: 1-582 (193 amino acids)
Source: RefSeq, a predicted model, not a curated record
AUGUUAAGUCCCAUCACCUUCGUCACUCACAUCCUCCUUCUCGGUCUCUGCACCGCAUACACCCCCGAGCUAAUCAGCUACGCCGAUGCCGUCGCCAGCAAUACGGCUAUCUUUCCCCCAACUCUACUCCUACUUUCCCAUCCAUUCGCCGAGAUCGCGCCCCCAACCGCCGGCGACGUCAACCUCACCUUCGGCAGGGAGAAAACCCCACCAGCUGCUUCCGCCGCCGAGCUUGCCCGCGGCCGGAUAUAUGAUACCGCUGCGGUCCCAGUCAUUGAGGGCGAGCUGGAGUGUAAAGGCGGGGGCGAGGAUAUCACCUUUUACUUGUGGUCGGUGAUCAAGAUUCUACAAGAGAACGGGGAUAAGUGGUGUUGUCAGACCCGUGAUGACGGGAAGAGCUUUUCGACAUAUGCGAGAGCUACGGUUGGCCUGGCGGGGAUGCGCGGUAUGUGCGCUAGGUGCUAUGAUGUGGGAUUUGCAGCGGACGAGAUAAUGAAGAGGUGCGGUAAAGUGGAGGGAGGGGAGUUCGAAUUUUUGGGAAAGGUGCUUGUUUAUCAUUCGAGGCUUAGGGAUCUAAGCUAG